UUCGGUUGCGCACAUGCCCUUGACUUCCUUCGAGAGGUGAUAGUGGUGGAGGAGUAAUCACAGGCAGUUAAGGAGGUCACUUAAAUUUCUACAUUUUAAGUGUGAAUUUCUCGCGAUGUGGUUCAUACCAGACGAGGGGAAGGCUCUCCCUCCUCCGGGUAUCGUCAACAGGAACUCGGUGUGGCUGUCCGGUGUCGGCUGGUGCACCGCGCUGCUUCAGAAUGCCAUUAACCACAGGCCGCCCUUAAAGUCAGGCCUCCAUCGGCAGUUCCUGCUGGCAACAAUUGGUUGGUUCAUCGGCUACCACAUCACAAAAAAAGAAAAUUAUACCUACGCCAAACUUGAUCUAGACAUGAGCGAGUAUAUCAGACUGCAUCCGGAGGAGUUUGCAGGAAAGGAAAAAAAGACCUUUGCAGAGAUUGUUGAACCUUUCCAUCCAAUACGCUAAAUGUCAGUGGGAGAGGGACAUCAUCUGAAGACUAC
Molecule: messenger RNA, 483 nt
Organism: Labrus mixtus (cuckoo wrasse)
Lineage: Eukaryota; Metazoa; Chordata; Actinopteri; Labriformes; Labridae
Gene: ndufc2
Product: NADH:ubiquinone oxidoreductase subunit C2
Exons: 3
Coding region: 116-448 (110 amino acids)
Biological process (GO): mitochondrial electron transport, NADH to ubiquinone
Cellular component (GO): mitochondrial inner membrane
Source: RefSeq, a predicted model, not a curated record